UUGUUCGAGAGAAGACUCCUUUUGGUUCGAUCUUAGGUUCGGAGAUUUCUCCUGGAUUUUCGAAAGCGCGAACAGCUUAGUCCCAGCACGUACAGCUUUUCAGGCUUAUCUUCCGGAAGCUUCGAUCGUCGCAACCAAAAAGUUUUGGGUCUUGCGGGGAAACAAUCUACGUGUCCAUUGAAUCUCAGUUGUCUGUCUUAUAGAUUCUAGCCAAUCCACACCGGCUUCAGGAUGUCUACUGCCGUCGUACAAGCCGACGAUCUCAUGGAGCCUUCGCUCCAGUCGAUUGUCAGCCAGGAUACCCUCCGCUGGAUCUUCGUUGGUGGUAAAGGAGGUGUCGGUAAAACAACUACCUCCUGUUCUCUUGCGAUUCAACUGGCCAAAGCUCGCAAAUCGGUUUUGCUCAUCUCGACCGACCCCGCACACAACCUCAGUGACGCCUUUGGGCAAAAGUUUGGAAAGGAAGCCCGACUAAUCGAUGGGUACAACAACCUCAGCGCUAUGGAGAUUGACCCCAAUGGCAGCAUUCAGGACCUGCUGGCCAGCGGCGAAGGGCAGGGCGACGACCCUAUGGCUGGAUUGGGCGUUGGGAACAUGAUGCAGGAUCUGGCUUUCAGCAUUCCCGGUGUUGAUGAAGCCAUGUCCUUUGCGGAAGUCCUGAAGCAAGUCAAAUCUUUGUCGUAUGAGGUUAUUGUUUUUGACACCGCCCCCACCGGCCACACCCUGCGUUUCCUUCAAUUUCCCACCGUGCUUGAAAAGGCUCUUGCAAAGCUUUCGCAGUUAUCGUCUCAAUUCGGGCCCAUGUUGAACUCCAUCCUUGGCUCCCGCGGUGGUCUGCCGGGUGAAGAUGGAGUCUCUCAGAGAGACCAUCAGCGAAGUCAACACUCAAUUCAGAACCCGGAUAUGACCACCUUUGUGUGUGUCUGUAUCGCUGAAUUCUUGUCUUUGUAUGAGACCGAACGUAUGAUCCAGGAGCUGACAAGCUACAACAUUGACACACACGCCAUUGUCGUCAAUCAGCUUUUGUUCCCCAAGCAGGGUAGUGAGUGUGAACAGUGCAAUGCACGGAGGAAGAUGCAGAAAAAGUACCUGGAACAGAUUGAAGAACUCUAUGAAGAUUUCAAUGUUGUCCGGAUGCCGCUGUUGGUUGAAGAAGUCAGAGGAAAGGAGAAACUUGAAAAAUUCAGCGACAUGCUCAUUCACCCAUAUGUCCCCCCACAGUAA
This is a messenger RNA of Aspergillus nomiae NRRL 13137, 1224 nucleotides long. RefSeq names its product ATPase get3. Lineage: Eukaryota; Fungi; Ascomycota; Eurotiomycetes; Eurotiales; Aspergillaceae. The transcript has 5 exons. The record is from RefSeq and is a predicted model, not a curated record. Gene Ontology annotation, molecular function: ATP hydrolysis activity; ATP binding. Gene Ontology annotation, cellular component: GET complex. The coding region runs from base 232 to 1224 and encodes 330 amino acids. Gene Ontology annotation, biological process: post-translational protein targeting to endoplasmic reticulum membrane.